Molecule: messenger RNA, 3283 nt
Organism: Armigeres subalbatus
Lineage: Eukaryota; Metazoa; Arthropoda; Insecta; Diptera; Culicidae
Product: presequence protease, mitochondrial
Exons: 4
Coding region: 180-3206 (1008 amino acids)
Biological process (GO): protein processing
Cellular component (GO): mitochondrial matrix
Molecular function (GO): metal ion binding; metalloendopeptidase activity
Source: RefSeq, a predicted model, not a curated record
CUUAGCGAAAAAGUAAACAGAAAGAACUGUCAAACUGUCACUCGCAGUAAAACUUUAUUCAAUUUCUUUACGGAAAUUAGUUGUAAAAAUUGUGCAAUUCGCUCAUCCUAAUAAGUUUUCCAACAAAUCUCGGUUUAGGGUUUUUUAAUUGACACUCAGGGGUUAUCGAAGUUACCGGAAUGCUCGGCCAAUUGUCAUGUAAAAGAUUCCCUGUUUUAAGGAGAACGCUAUCAACAGCACCAAAAAUCAAUCCUGCAAUACUGUCCAACACGAAAGCCUUAGAUCGCUACAAACCGGGUGGAUACUAUAAUGGGUUUGUUUGCACGCAAAGUCAGUUUAUCAAGGACUUCAAUAUGACUGCUUAUCAGUUCUCGCACGAGAAAACCGGUUUGGAGUAUUUGCAUAUUGACCGGAAGGAUUCCAACAAUGUGUUCUCCAUCAACUUCCGUACCACUCCCUUCGAUUCUACCGGGUUGCCGCAUAUUUUGGAGCAUAAUGUCCUUUGUGGAUCGCAACUGUUUCCAGUAAGGGACCCAUUUUUCAAAAUGCUCAAUCGAAGCUUGGCCACUUUCAUGAAUGCGAUGACCGGUCCGGACUACACACUGUAUCCUUUUUCAUCUACCAACGAAGUAGAUUACAGAAACUUGCAGUCAAUCUAUUUGGAUGCCGUUUUCAGACCAAAUUUGAAAUAUUUGGACUUUUUGCAAGAAGGAUGGCGGUUGGAACACUCAGAGUUGCAGAAUAAAAAUUCCGAACUGGUUUUCAAAGGUGUGGUGUAUAAUGAAAUGAAGGGAGCAUUUUCGGAGAAUUCUGCUGUUUUUGGACAAAAGUUUUUCAAUCAAAUACUGCCGGACCACACGUAUGGGCACGUAUCUGGGGGAGAUCCGCUGGAGAUACCAAAGCUGACCCAUGACGAUUUGGUGAACUUCCAUCGUAAAUACUAUCACCCCAGUAAUGCUAGGAUCUACAGUUAUGGAAAUUUUGAUCUGGAUAAAACAAUGGAUUAUGUGCACCACCAAUAUUUGAGCAAUUUCGAAAGAAUUGAUUCAAGCUAUAGUGUCAUUCCUUCUCAGAAGCGUUGGGCGAAACCAGUCCAGAGUCAUAUCCAAAGUCGCUACGAUAAUAUGGGAGCACCGCUAGAACGACAAAACCAAAUCGCAAUAGGAUACUUAACGGCAGAUAUUACCGACGUAUAUGAAUCUUUCGUAAUGUACAUCCUGACUGAGCUACUGGUGAAGGGUCCGAAUUCGUACUUUUAUAAGAGCCUCAUUGAACCGAACAUCUCCGGGGGCUACAAUCAGUUGACCGGUUUCGAUCCACAUAUUCGUGAUACGAUGUUCGUCGUGGGAUUGCAAGAUCUUCCGGUGGAAGAUUUCGGAAAGGUCCAGACAAUUUUUGACCAAACAAUCGACGAAGUCAUUGAGAAGGGCUUCGACAACAACCAUCUAGAAAGUGUGUUACACCACAUUGAGUUACAUAUGAAACAUCAAUCGACAAAGUUUGGGUUGGGAUUGUUAUUCAACCUGACACCUUUAUGGAACCACAACGGAGAUUUGAUCAAGUCAAUGAACGUCAGUGCCCUAGUUGAGCAACUGAGGGAUAAUCUCGCAAGUGAGCCAAAGUAUUUGCAAAGAAAGGUUGAGUUUUAUUUCCGGAACAACACCCACCGGUUAACUAUGACUAUGUCACCAGAUGAGAAGUAUGAUAAAAAGUUCAAUGAAAGUGAAAAGAAAAAUUUGAUUGGAAAGGUCGAGAAACUAACAGACAUCGAUCGAGAACGUAUUUUCAAGGAAGGGGUGAAGUUGUCGGAAGAGCAGAAAUCAAUUCCAAAUACUGAAGUAUUGCCAUGUCUCAAAUUGGAGGAAAUUCGCAAAUCUGCCGAGAAUAGUAACAUAAAGCAGAAACUGAUUGGAAGCGUGCCGAUCCAAACAGUUCAGGUCAACACCAAUGGUGUGACCUAUUUCCGAGGUAUUCUAGAUGUCAAGGAACUUAGCGAGGAGCAAAAACUGUUGCUUCCGCUGUUCAAUGCUGUAAUCAAUCAGUUUGGCACUAAACACAUCAACUAUCGCGAUCUGGAUCAACUGAUCAGCUCAAAAACCGCAGGUAUCAACUUCAGCACGCAUCUGGUCGAAGACAUCAACGACAACGGACGGUACGAGUUUGGAGUUUUGUUUGGAUCGUAUGCCCUUGAGAAAAACGUACCGGAUAUGUUCGAAAUACUGAGCAAAAUUUUCAAAGAAAUAGAUUUAUCUGAUGUCAACCGAUUCGAAAUGCUGCUAGAAAACUAUAUGUCGGAGCUCUCGGUUGGAAUUGCACAAUCCGGUCACCUAUAUGCCAUGCAAAGUGCUAACGGGUUAGUAACUGAAUCAGGCAGAUUGAGGGAACAGCUCAUGGGAAUCGAACACAUUGCAUUUAUGAAAAAUUUGACGAAAAAUAAUUCGCCCGAGCAGGUUCUCGAAAUGCUACGUCUAGUGGCCGAAACGCUAUUUAAGAAAGCUAGUCUUCGGUGCGCAUUGAACUACGAUACAGACAGUGAAUCGAAAACACUAUCUCACUAUGAGCAAUUUAUCUCUAGCAUUCCAUCUCGUGUAUCGAAAACUACAUGGAACAUUUCCAAGACUUUGGAUCCCUCAUGCCGCCAAACGGUAAUGAACAUCCCGGUCAACUAUUGCGCCAAAUCGAUCGUGACGGUACCGUACUCUCAUCUGGACUAUGCACCUCUCAAAGUGCUAGCCAAGUAUUUGUCCUCCAAAUACCUGUUGCCGGUUGUGCGGGAGCAGAAUGGAGCUUACGGAGCAGGUGCUAAAAUAUCCACUGACGGGUUGUUUAACUUCUUCAGCUACAGAGAUCCAAACUCAAGGGGAACGUUGGACGUUUUUGAUCAGGCAUACCAGUGGACCGUUGACAAUCUUAGCAAAAUGGACGGUCAAACGUUAUUUGAGGCCAAGCUUGGUGUGUUGCAGCAACUGGACGUUCCCAUUGCACCCAUCGAUCAGGGAAUGGAUCUCUUCCGACACGGUAUCGACGAGGCGCGAUUUAGUCAGCAUCGAGAUGAGGUACUUGCAGUUAGUAAGGAUCAAUUGAUGCAGGUCAACGAAAGGUACCUGAAGCCAGGUGCCGUCGAAGUAGUCGGAAAAAGCGUCCUCGGUCCUCAAAACGAUGGCCUCGCAAAAAAUGGCGAAAACUGGACCGUGUUUGCAUUGUGAACUAUUAAUAAUUGAUAAGUUAAGUUAUUGGCAGCCGUUGGCUGUUUUGUUAUAAAUAAAAUUAAAAUAACUGAUUA